Saccostrea echinata is the source of this 2935-nucleotide messenger RNA. RefSeq lists its product as uncharacterized. Bases 30 to 2888 code for a protein of 952 amino acids. Lineage: Eukaryota; Metazoa; Mollusca; Bivalvia; Ostreida; Ostreidae. The transcript is spliced from 7 exons. The record is from RefSeq and is a predicted model, not a curated record.
AUAUUCAAGCAAAACGGGUUUUGCAGUACAUGAUCUCUGGAAAAAUAACAGUUCGUCAUGCACGAGGGAUUGUUGUUGGAUGCGCGGGUGCUGGAAAAACUACAAUGCUUUAUAGACUGAUCGGAAAAACUCUGGAGGAAAUGAAAGAAAUUUGUUCCACAAGAGGACUUCAAAUCUACGAAUAUGUAUUUACUGUAAAAGAUGGAACCCUAAGAGCUGGUAAAGAACAGUCUCAAAGCAAACAAUUGAUUUGUGUUCCAAAGUCCGCUCUCAAGAGGAAAGACAAAAUAUUGAAUCUUAUUCAAGAUGCAAAUUUCAAUUCAAUGGAUGUUGAGGACGAUGCAGUCAAUGCUAAAGAGGGUCGAGCAAAUUCUAAACCAUUAGCAAUAGAUCUAAAAGACAUAUUGGAUGAAAGGGAAAACGAAACAAGUGUCAGCAUGAUAGAUUUCGCCGGACAAUUUGCUUAUUACGCAUGCCAUCAAAUUUAUAUGAGGUCAGAGGCUUUCUAUACUUUGGUUUUGGAUAUGACUAAAGGAUUUGAGGAUGUCGUUAGCAGUGAAAAAGACGAACGAAAGGGUUCCGUCUUUUCUACUUGGACUUACAAAGACUAUCUAAGAUACUGGGUCAAUUCCAUUAAAACGUUCGGUGGUUCUGAUGCAUCAGUACUUCUUGUAGCUACACACGCCGAGGGCAAAACAAAGGACGAAAUAGAAAAAUUCUUUGAAAGCUUUUGGCGUGUCGUACCAGAAGAAGACAUUUCAUGGCUUUACAAGUCUAUAAAUGGAAACGAAUUUGCAAUCGGACCAAAAGAAAUGAACGAAGGAUGUAAGAAUUCUCUACAGUCCAUAAAAUCUUCGAUUGCAGAUGUAGUAUCACGUAAAUUAGACACAAAAUUCGAAGUUCCUUCUUCAUGGGCUUUGCUUGAACAUUAUUUGAAAAAAUUAAAACAGCCGCUCUUGUCCACUGAUGAAAUAAAAAAAGUCAAUAAUGAAAUCCCUGACGAAUAUCAAUUGAAAACAAAUGAAGAAAUUUUAGAUUUCUUAAAAUUUUAUCAUGCACAUGGAAUUUUUCUAUAUUUUGAGGAAGAUGGACUAAACAAACAUGUUAUUCUUGGAAUACAAUGGUUCUCUAAUGCAUUCAGCAGAAUUAUUGCUGAUAAGAAUCACGUCACUAUAGACUGUAAAAGAAGAUAUAUAAAAGAAUGGGAAUGUUUCAAUGAGACGGGGGAACUAAAGGAUACACUUCUCGAAGCCCUUUGGAAAGAGGAACCAUUGUAUGUUAAACACAAAUUUGAGCUUGUGCGUUAUAUGGAGAGGCUUCGAAUGCUUGUCGUAAUCAAUGCCACAAAAACUGAAAUGUCUUGGUAUGUUCCAUGCAUGAACAGGAAACCCUUUAAAAAAGACAUCUUUGAAAAGAAAUGGAGUUAUUCAUCAAUUUUGUGUUUUCGAUUCAACUCCUUUGCCAUGUUUGUGUUUUAUAGGCUUGUAGCCUAUUGUAUGAGUUUCCUCGGAUGGCGUGUUGCCAGUGAUAAAGGCACUCAAUGUCUCUAUCACACGGCAGCAGUGUUUGAACAUCAACAUCACACUGUUAUUCUUGGUAUAUGUGAUGAUGACAUACAGCUUCAAGUCAUGUGUAUUGCUCCUUUACAAAUAAAAUCUGAAGUAUGUCAUAGAAUCGGAAAUGAUAUUGAACUUGCACUAUUAGAACUCACGAAGAUUUUUGCUGAAAAAAAGAAUUUUCAAAGAGGCUUCAAGUGUCGAAACAUUAUAUGCAAUGAAAAGGAUCUGUCAUUUAUUCCUGAGAGUGAAUUGUUCGAAACAGAAAAUGAAACGGUCCAAUGCAUGCAUUGUCCCAUCGGUGAAAAACACGAAAUAAACGUUCACAAAACUCUGCGAUUCUGGAAACAGGUAAUAGAAAAAAGUAAGGAACCAAUGCCCUCGCAAUUCCAUUUACAGACAAAGAGUUCAGCUCAGAAGCCGAAGCGUUUAAAUGUUUCAACACAUUCUGAGCCGAAGACAAAAUUACCAAAGACAGGACCAAUGUAUCCUUUUUCCAAGACAACGUUUCAUAGAGAUGUGAUGACAAGUCAACUUAAAGCAGAAGUCAGCAGAAGUGUUGGGAUGAUUUACAUCGACGGGCAUCCUACAGGAACAGGAUUCCGUGUGGGAGACAAAUAUAUAAUGACUUGCUUACACGUAAUAGAGAGUACUAUUACAGAACAGCGAAAAUUUAUGGAUCAAUCCAGAAUCUUUAUACAAUUUGAGAGAAAGCUUUACCUUCAAGACCGUGAAGAAAAAGAUACCUUCAAGUUUAAACGAUCUGUUCAUUACGUACAUGAUGGAUUUGAUGUUGCUAUUCUGGAACUGAAGAAGCAUCGUCUUUCAGACGUCGAGUUUCCGCCACACUUGUCUUCAUUUAGUAAAAUUCAGCAGUUUCCUUCAGAGGUUCAUCUUGUUGGUCAUCCUGGUGGUGUUCAGAUGAAGGAAGACAGCGAAGUUUACCCAGGAGUUAUUAAACCAAAUAACGAUGUUGACAAGUACAUUGAAGAACUAAGUCAGUGGAGUGUAAAUUAUUUUCCUGAUGGUGUUGACUAUUACAGAGAACUUCGUGAUCCACCGAGAAAAAUCUUAUUCCGUACAACAUUUAACCAAGGGUCAUCCGGUUCACCUGGCGUUAUAUUAAGACAACAACGACCAAGUGUGGUUCUCAUCAUAAGGGGCGGCACUCCUGGUUGUUUUUACGAGAACAAAUUCCAGAAUUAUCCAAUAGAGGACAAAAACAAGGUUGAAUAUGGAUAUGCGAUGGAAGAUAUUCAUCAAGAUAUGCAUAACUCACAAAACAAAUGUAUAAGAAAACUGGCAUCAGAAAUAUUCAAAGAAUGGAUUUAAAAUAUUGGCAAUUUCUGCAAGAGGAGUUGAAAUUCAUAGUCACAUUC